UUGAUUGCAGCCAGAUGCUGACUCAAUUCAAUGAACUCGCAUAUUUGAAUGCGUCCACGGUUUCGUCAUGCGCCGGCUACAGAAUCGUCGCACUUUUGGCACCCGGAGAGUGUUUCGGAAUCUGCAGCCAAUGCUGGUCCAGAUAUGAGUUCGGAAGCAGCGGAGGGAGGGCGUUCCGGAGGCAGAGGCGAGAGUCUGGAGUCGGAAUGGUGAUGGCAGUGAAGCUCAGGCUGGUCUUGUGAGAUUCGACGGCAAUUUCGACGUUCCGAGCGGAGCUGCGGGGAUGUUUGGAUGAUUUUCGGCGUUGGUUUGAAUUUGCGUGGUAGGGGAUAUUGGUUUCGGAACACAGGUUGUGAUUGGAUUUGGAUUUGAAGAAUCUUGGAGGUUUUUCCGAAUCUCAGCUCGGGUCGACUUGUGGGUGUAAAUUAGCACGAUGGAAAGGGCCGUUGUCGGCCCUCUGUCAGCCCAGUCGGUGGCCUUUAGUCUCGGCGAUUUCACUCAGCAGAAUAGAUAUGGCGUCGUCUUGGGAGGCGCUUCAGUUCCUCAGAGGUUGCGGUUGAGAUCAUGCAGUUUUACGGAAUCGGUGCGCGAUCGGAAGACAUAUUUUAGGAAGGUUUCGAGCGCCGGUGUGGCCAGGGCCAUGGAAUCCGACACAAGACCAGGGAUCCAAUCAAAUGCAGCUGUACUCAUGGAGAUUGAGGGUUUUGCUCUGUUCUCACAUCUUUUGAGCGCUCAUACGGAUCCAUACUACUAUGUGGAGUGAUUGUGCAGUGUGAUGUCCGACGUGCAUAGGUAUGGAAACCGUCUAGCUUUCAAUGAAGCUUUUCAAGACUUGGGAUUGGACUGUGCUCAAUGGAGUGAGGCUGUAUACGCCGAUCUCAUGAGAGCUGCAGGUGGUGCAGAAGAGAAGAUGUUAUCGAUUUUCUUUUCUAGAAUAGGCUGGCCCGCUGCACUCCCCAACAACGAAAAAGACCUCUUUGUAAAGAAAGUGAUGGAAGCUAAGAGGAAGGCUCUUGGAAAAUUUGCUUUAGCGGGCAGUCUACCUCUCAGACCUGGCCUUGAACAGUUCAUAGACGAAGUUUUAGAAGCUGAAGUUCCUUUGGUAGUCAUAUCUGCUUAUUAUAAGGAGGGCGAAGAGCUUGGAAGGUUGCUAGUGGAAAAGCUUGGUGCAGAACGUGCGCAAAAAAUUAGAAUCGUCGAUGAAGAUGUCGUAGUUAAUAGUUUUUAUGGGCAGCUAGUACUAGGCGAAGGAGUGUCGUCUGGUGCUGAUGAGCAACUUGCUGCAGCCGCUUCAAGAGCAGUGGCAGCAGAGAAGCAGAGGCUAGCCGAAGAAGUGGCAUCUAUGUUGAAGCUAAGUGUCGAAGUUGAUACAAGCUACGUUCAAAUAUCAAAGAAAGCUAUUGCAGCCCUUAGAGCUGGGUCUGAAAUUGCAGAACGGGGAGUUGAUCGAUGCAUACUAAUGGCCAGUGGACAUUCAGGGGCCCAAGCAGCCCAAAAAAUUGGAAUGCCAUGUGUUGUAGUCAGAAGCAGUGUGACCACGAGGGGCGAAUUUCCAGGAGCCAAAGCAGCUCUCGAUGGGUACGGACCUGGAGCCGUGACUUUACCUCGCUUGUUGAAACUGCUGCAGUAGGCCAAAUUUCGUUAAGGAAGAUAUAGGUAUGGGUAAUGGUCUUUGUAUCUACAGAUCAAUAGGCUUCAUGCGAUGUCGGAAAAGAAAUUAUGUAACCUAUGUUUCUCUGAAAAGAACAUGGAGUGCUAUUUGCUUCAUGGCUGAUGCUGAGAUUCGUUAAGGGUGGUUGUUCUCUAUGUGGAGUAUUUCUAUAUUUUGAGUACUGUUGGUUAUUCGUGCAUUGCUUCAAAAGUCAAUGAUUACGAGGUGCUAGUAUACAUAGGGCGUAACAUGGUAAUGACUCGCUACAGCUAAGUCAAUUUGUAGUUUAUCCUUUAGGG
Marchantia polymorpha subsp. ruderalis is the source of this 1950-nucleotide messenger RNA. Lineage: Eukaryota; Viridiplantae; Streptophyta; Marchantiopsida; Marchantiales; Marchantiaceae. The record is from the annotation of a GenBank genome assembly.